AUGCUACCGAAGUUUGCGUGGGUCUUCUGCUCUGCCGAAGGUUCUCCUUCCUUCUAUGCUGGCUUCCUGCCCGGAGUAGUCAACGUCCUCACUGGUUAUGGAAACACUACCGGUAAUGCUAUCUCUUCACAUACGAGAGUAGAGAAAGUCGCCUUCACUGGCUCAACCCUUGUUGGUCGCAAGAUCAUGGAGGCUGCUGCGAGGAGCAACCUCAAGAGCGUCACCCUUGAGCUUGGUGGAAAGGGUCCAAACAUCAUUUUUGACGAUGCAGAUAUCGAACAAGCUGUCAACUGGGCUGUAUUCGGCAUCUUCUGGAACCACGGUCAGAUGUGUACCGCAGGUUCGCGUAUCUUCAAAACUCGGUCGCUCAAGAUCGGUGACCCAUUUGCACCUGACACUUUCCAGGGUCCUCAGGUCUUAGAGAUUCAAUUCAACCGUAUCAUGUCUUACAUUGAGUCCGGAAAGGCGGAGGUUGAAAUCGGUGGUGAACGUCAUGGAAGCGAGGGCUACUUCAUCAAACCCACCAUCUUCACCAAUGUCGAUCCAUCGAUGAAGAUCGUCCACGAGGAGAUUUUCGGUCCCGUUUGUGUUCUCAUCAAGUUCAAGGAUGAGGAAGAUGUGAUCAAGCAGGCAAAUGACACGCUUUACGGUCUUGCUGCUGCUGUUUUCACCCAGGACCUGAACUGUGCCCUCAACACCGCACACAGACUCAAAGCUGGAACUGCAUGGAUUAACUGUAGCGGUAUCGGUCGUGAAUGUGGUGACUACGCCCUAACUAAGUGA
Molecule: messenger RNA, 783 nt
Organism: Suillus plorans
Lineage: Eukaryota; Fungi; Basidiomycota; Agaricomycetes; Boletales; Suillaceae
Product: aldehyde dehydrogenase
Exons: 6
Coding region: 1-783 (260 amino acids)
Molecular function (GO): aldehyde dehydrogenase (NAD+) activity
Source: RefSeq, a predicted model, not a curated record